Molecule: messenger RNA, 957 nt
Organism: Entamoeba invadens IP1
Lineage: Eukaryota; Evosea; Mastigamoebida; Endamoebidae
Product: cysteine proteinase 1 precursor, putative
Exons: 1
Coding region: 1-957 (318 amino acids)
Cellular component (GO): lysosome
Molecular function (GO): cysteine-type endopeptidase activity
Source: RefSeq, a predicted model, not a curated record
AUGCUAUUUCUAUUUGUCCUGGUGUGUUUAUCGCACUCUUUCACGUUUGAAGAGUGGGUCAAGAAACACAACAAACAUUUUACAACCGCAGAGAUUCUCCGACGUCGGGCGAUAUUUGUCGACAACCUCAAUUAUGUAAUUGCCAAUGACAACACCAAAGAGUAUCGUCUUUCUGUCGAAGGUCCAUUUGCCUCAAUGACAAACGAAGAGUACAAAACACUCCUUCAUUCUGUUCCACCACCAACGCAACCUUCUUCAGCAGUUAAAAGUGUGUCUUCUUCUCCAAAUUCAUUUGACAUGAGGAGUGUUAAUGAGAAGAAUUGUGUGACUGAUCCCCGGGACCAAGGAAAUUGUGGGUCUUGUUAUGCGUUUGCCACUGCCAGUUUAAUAGAGUCGAAGAUGUUGUAUAAGUACUCGGACUUGAAUCGAGCAAAUUACUAUCUGUCUCCCGCGGAGAUCAUUUCCUGUGCAUAUAAAUAUGGCGCAAGUGGCUGUGACGGGGCUCCUUUGAAUUCUGCUUUUGACUAUAUCAAAAGCAAAGGCAUUGGGUCAGAGAGUUCAUUCCCAUAUACUACGAAAGACGAUUACUGUAAGUCGACUCCGCGAGUCGCGGAGUUGGACAGUUACCAUUAUAAGAAUUGUGCUGGUGAAGACUCGUGUCAUCGAGACUUGAUCUAUUCCUACAAAGGCACUGUAGUCGCUUUUGAUGCUUCAAGGGCAAACUUCCAAUUGUACACCAAAGGGAUUUAUAAAGACCGAUGCAAGACAGAUAACCCCACACAUACCGUUCAUGUCAUUGGAUAUGGUGUUGAUGAGGAGGGCAUUCAGUAUUUCAUUGCAAAGAACUCAUAUGGCAAAACUUGGGGAGAAAAUGGGUACUUCAGAAUCAGCGCAGCAGACAAUAUGUGUGGUUUCUCUAACUACGUCUACUAUGCGGGUGAAGUAGAUAAGGCAUAA